This is a messenger RNA of Aegilops tauschii subsp. strangulata, 426 nucleotides long. The record is from RefSeq and is a predicted model, not a curated record. NCBI's taxonomy places the organism in Eukaryota, Viridiplantae, Streptophyta, Magnoliopsida, Poales, Poaceae.
AUGUCGCCGCGCCUCCGAGGAGCGUCGGGCUACCGCGGCGUCCGCGAGUGCCCCAACGGCGAGUUCUACUCCGAGAUACGGUCCGGCCAACUCCGGCUCGGCCUCGGCACCUUCGAGACGGCGCACGAGGCCGCCCGCGCGUACGACGCAGCGGCGUGGCGCCUAGGCAGGCCGCGCCCGCAGAUGAACUUCCACGACGUCCACACGCUCCAGCAGGCGCUGGACGUCGCCCCGCCGCCUCGUGUUCGCACGGUCGGCAGCGCCGCCUCCUCGUCGCCCAUGAGGACGAGCGGGUCAUGGUGGAGUGGCGCCAGCGCCACCCGGAGGACGUCACCUACGAGCAAGCCUACUGGGCAUGGCGCCGCGAGGAGGAGACGCAAAGGCGCCGCGAUGAGCGGUUGGACAGGCGUCGACGGAAGGCCCUAG